CAUGAAGCACUCUGGGAGGAGGAACCUGGGUCGUCACCGCCGGAAGGACGCCCUGCUGGCGGCUGAGGUGCCCUACUUCGACCCCACCUCCCCCACCCAUAUUAAGGCCCAGCUGGGCUCCAGCGCAUACCUGCCAUGCAAGAUAAAAAAUCUCGGGAAUAAGUCGGUGUCGUGGGUGAGGAACCGGGACGCACAUAUCCUGUCAGUGGACCGAUACACCUUCAUCACGGACGCCCGCUUCGCUGCGUGGCACGAGGCGGUGACCAACACGUGGACGCUUCAGGUGAAGUUUGUGGAGGAGAUGGACGCCGGCCGCUACGAGUGUCAAGUGUCCACGGAGCCUAAAAUGAGUCACUUCGUCCAGCUCACCGUCGUUACUCCGCGAGUCAGCAUUCCAGGAGGGUCUGAGCUUCAUGUACGGAGCGGUAGUACUGUAACAAUCAAGUGCGUCGUCAGCCACGCGCUACACCCUCCCAACUACGUCUUCUGGUACCACGAGGACGCGAGGGUACCAGAGAGCUCGUGGACAGGGGUGGAACAGACUCCCCUGACGCGCGUGACAGAAGAAGCGAGCGUGGCGGCCCUCACUAUCGCCUCCGUCACCCACGCUCACGCUGGUAACUACACUUGCGCCCCCGCGGCCCUCAAGUCCGUCUCCGUCACUCUCCAUGUCCUCAAUGGUGAGCGUCCAGCAGCCAUGCAGCACGGGUCCAACCCAGCGUGGUCACCAAGCCCUCACCUCUAUCAUGUUAUCUGCGCCUUCGUCGCCUCCCACCUCGCCUCCUUCAGGCUCCUUCUCCUGCCGAGCCUCUGUUAUACUCUGCACCGGUGAUGGCAACAUUCGGUGUUGCUGUCUUUGUAAAGCCUAAUUUGCUUCUGUAUUUUGUAUUCAAUGGUGCAACGAUUUUUUUUUGUAAUCUUGUAUUAUACACUGUAUGGACAGAUUAUUUCUUUCUUCCUCUUACCGAUACGUGGGUCAGGUGGUGGAGAAAAAAAUAGCCCUCUCACUUAGAAAGUAUAUUUUACGUGAUGUUUGUAUAUAUUGUAUCGAAUACUUCCAAAAUUAAUACGAAGCCAACAAAGUAUGUCGUAUGGCUACGAAGGAACUUUGGUAAUCAAUGUAUAUAAUGUCAUAAUAAUAUUCAAGGUCCGCUGUUUUGUCAAGCUUGUAUGUUAUAAUAUCCUGCGAUCAUAACUAAGCUGAGGACCACGUGCUGCUAAACGCACGGGGUCGGCAGCUUCCGAAAGUACGCUUGUGUCAAAUCCUGUUCUUAACAUACACACAAAUUCUUCCCUAGAGGAGAACAAACAUAUAUAUUUCCAACAUGCUCGCAAUUCGCCAAGAAUACGAAAAGAACAAUUCCUAUGAUACACCAUGUGUAACAUUCUAUGAGAUUUUCAGUGAGAAUAACAGCAUUCAUUCAAGAAUAUAGAAGGUGAUAUAUCACUAUUGUGAAUUAAAAAAGUAUACAUUAUUGGUUAUUUUUCAGUGUAAUCACGUUAAAUUUUAAUUCUAAUAUGGCGUAUGUGAAUGUUCCACACCAGUAUUUUUUUUUUUUUAGUUUUUUCGAAGAAUACAUUAAUCGAUAUAGGACUCAGGGAGAGCAUACUACCAGAUUUCCAUAAUGAGAGACCUAAACCACAUUUGUUGGCAUAUCUAAAUAGCCACAAUUAACAAAUAAGAUGUUGAUAUGUAUAUAUAUAAGUGUGAAACAUACCGAAAAAAACAUUAUUCAUAUUACAUAUAUAUACCAUUCUUGUUUCGCUUCCAUACCAUCCCAAGGGUCGUAAUGUUCAGAUGGUCACUAAUUAUAUGUGUUUGACAUACGCCUUUACCAGCAAAGUAUCUGAUAGAAUGCAUGGCAACAUACGUGGCAAAUAUUUGUCGUUUGAUACAUUCAUCUGAGUUAUGAAACUGGGAUAAUUGUUCGUCUGGAUAAUUGGGUAGAUACCUGUGGCAUGAGCAGCAGUUUGUAGUCUAAUGCGAGUGGUUAAUCAGGAAUGUUUCAGAUAGAUGUUCUAUGUUGGAUUCUUGGAAGACAGCAUUUGCGCUAAAUGGGAUAUGUGGUAUAUAGCAGGCAUCCUACGUGGACAAUAUGAACGAUAAUAGAUUGCGUAUAACUGCAAUACGCAAUAAAAUUGCGUAUAACAGGUACCCUAAUUGAGACAGGGAAAUGAAAACAGAUAUGUGUUUUCUUUACCCUUUAAGUAUGUGCUGUAUUGUAUAUGUGGUAUAUAUGGAAAAUUACAGAUACCAUAUAUAUGGUAAAUUGAAGCUAACCUGUAUCUUCUACAGGAUAUGUUACAGUAAAUAGCUGAUUUUUUAGUUAACCACUAUAAGUUAGCAUGAGUACAUAACAUAACGAAAAUGUUUUUAUUAUAUAUACAAAAUUGUUCGAUUUUUAAUUGUUCAACUGUUUUAAUUCAGUUGAGAAGAAAAAAAAGUAUUUUUUUUUGUCAAAAAUCAAUAUGAUCAUAUGUCAACUCAAUUUAUAAAUAUUUACCAUAAUGAUGUUAUCGUCUUUUGAUAAUAAUGUAUGAUAAAAUAUGAUUUUUUAUAUCUUUUGUGUUUCUGGGAAUUAUCUGAAUUACGAGAAACUGUUUAAUUCUAAAGAAAAGACCUAGAAUUAAGCCAUGAAAGAUAUGUUAAAGUCUUGCCUAUAUAUUGUUAUCGUGAGAGGCUGAAAGUUCUGAAGUUGGCAUUCAAUCACGAUUUUUCUCAAUAUUUAUUCUGUUUUAAUUCAUUUGAGAAGGGAACAACAAAAUUUAUGUCUCCAAAAGCUCAAUUAUUAAUUUUAUUGCACUUAAGUAGUGACGCAAAGGGAUGUGUUUCGUUAACUAAAGAACAUUUUUGGAAAAAAGGGAGAGCAAUUCACUUUUUGCAAUGACGCAAUGAACACUUUUCGCAUCAACCAAUUUACAUCUUGUAACCAUUAAACACAUAAUAAAGCAAGAACAACAAAAAAAAAAAUACAAAAGGACGGGGGUGGUAGGAGAAAAGCACACAGAAACUGUAUCAGAGGGGACCUAAAUAUU
Messenger RNA from Procambarus clarkii (red swamp crayfish), 3036 nucleotides. The record is from RefSeq and is a predicted model, not a curated record. NCBI's taxonomy places the organism in Eukaryota, Metazoa, Arthropoda, Malacostraca, Decapoda, Cambaridae.